AUGCCCGAUGAAGAUUCAUCUGUGGCAAAUUCAAAUCCAACUGUUGAUGUCAAAAAAAUUGUUUUGUUGAAACGAAAUCCAAACAAUGUGAUCGAUAAUAACAGUACUCAAUCCAGUGUUAUAUCUAGUACUCUCAUUUCAUCCAUCGAUUUGAUACAAACCCCAAGCAGAUCUGGUUCUUCAUCACCAAAUCUUGAAGUUGAAUUGACCCCUGAGCAAAGUGCUCAUCUUGGAGAAAUAGAUUUCAACACAGGUCUAGAUGGUUUCUUAUUGGCUGCUCUAAAAAAUCCAAAGGAUAGAUUAUUCCUUUUAAAAUUAGAUCGUGAAAUGGAACGGUUUAUAAACGAUAAAAACCAUACGAGAUUGGAGUUUCCUCCCAUGAAUUCCUAUCAACGACUGAUUGUUCAUCGUGUUGCUCAAUAUUUUAAAUUAUCACACGUUGUUGACAGCAGUGGAAAAGCUGUUGUCCUAUAUAAAUCACCUGAUACUCAAAUACCAAUACUUCGUUUUUCGGACCUUCUUGAACAAGAAGAGGAAAAGCCAGAGAAAUCCGUAAAAAUAAUGAGACGACAACAAUUUAACUCUCAAUCUCAACUUCGAUCUUCUACUGGUGAUUCUGAUAGCAAUUCUGAGGGUGAACGUAAAAUUUUAACCAUCGAAGAACGUGAAGCUGCUUACCAAAAAGCUAGAGCAAGAAUAUUUAAAGAUUUGGAACAAAAGAACGAAGAUAUUGAUCAAGAUGAAAUUGAAGAACCUACCUCUUCAAGUCCAACUUCUAAAAAUUCUAAUAAUUCUAAUUCUUCUUCAAAUAACAGUGAUCAACAAAACAUUGGUUAUCCACCUCCGAUGAUGCCACCAGGUCCAUUCGGUCAUCCUCCAUUUUUCGGUGGCCCACAUUUAAACAUGUAUGAUGUUAAUAUGUUGUCUAUUCAACCUCAAAUUUUACCACCGGAGAUGCAUGCAAUUGGAAAUCAUCCUUACAUAAAUGUUCCUCAUGAUUGGAAUCCUCAAAUCGCUACCUAUGGUCGUCCAAAUGUAAGGAGUGUAUGGGGUGAUUCGUUUAAUGCUCCGCCGGAAAUGGGUGGAGGGCCAUCUCUGUUCAAUCAGCAACCAAAUACUGGAAAUUCUUUUUUAUCACGUCCUGCUCAACAAAAUGAUGUUAAUUUUGCUUCAAAUCAAGGUCCAAAUCAUUUGAAAUACAUGAAUCAACUUCCUCAAUCUUCGUUUUCUCAACCUUCUAGUGCUGCUUCUUUUGGUGAAACAAAUCAUGUAAUUAAUUCAUCUGCGUCUCCCGCAGAUGGAAAUUCUAAUAAAUUAACUUCGGUUAGAGACGGAACUACUUCUCCUAAUUCUCCAAUAUCUCAAACUGGAUUUGAAAAUAAUAAUUCUCUUUGGAAAAACCAGUGGGGAAAUAUGACAAGUGGAGAG
Molecule: messenger RNA, 1428 nt
Organism: Scutellospora calospora
Lineage: Eukaryota; Fungi; Glomeromycota; Glomeromycetes; Diversisporales; Gigasporaceae
Source: the annotation of a GenBank genome assembly